Messenger RNA from Aedes albopictus (Asian tiger mosquito), 1422 nucleotides. RefSeq lists its product as uncharacterized. The record is from RefSeq and is a predicted model, not a curated record. Bases 242 to 1093 code for a protein of 283 amino acids. NCBI's taxonomy places the organism in Eukaryota, Metazoa, Arthropoda, Insecta, Diptera, Culicidae. The transcript is spliced from 3 exons.
AACAGUCAGUGCUCUUCCAGUCGGUGCUUGCGUCGGUUCAAGGUUCCGUAGAACGGUCGGAAAAGUUGACCUCGCGUUCAGGACCUAAUCGAAAAAAAAAGCGGCGUCAAUCGCGCGCCGGUAGGUGCUACCCAGUCACGAAACUAGUUUCUGGUGGUUUAGGAAGUGCUGAUUUUGGCGUUUGCUGCACUUUAGAUACAGUUCAGAGUAUUGGUAGUUACUGUUUGUCUAUUUUCAGAAAAUGAUCAUGAUGCCGAUAUUUGGGUUGGUCGUUUGGAUGGGGAUCUUGUGCUCGAGCCCAACAACUGUGGCGAUCGAUAUUCCCCCGUAUUGCGAUCACCAUACCACCAUCACCAGCCAGUACGAAGAUUACUUCGACAUCGAUGAGAUGGGCAACAACCGAACCGACAAGAACGUCGUAGACCUCAUCCUGUACGUCCAACUGUCCAACAAACAAGAGGAAAUCGCCCUGCUCCUGUCGGCUAGCAACCGUUCCCGUCAGCACCCGGACUACGAGAAAACCUACGAGAUCCGCAUCAGCAACGUCUACACCGUGAUCUAUAAGGAAACCCUCAGAAUGUCCGCUCACCACAGCCACUCGUUCAACUUCUUCCCCGCGGAGCACUUCCAGCUACACAUCAAGAUCACCCGCAAGGGCAUGAUCACGGUCGUGAUCGAUGGCCUGGCCAAGCCGAUCCUCUCCGUAGUCGACGAAAACCCGGCCAUCGACGUCCACUUUGCCAGCUUCGGAUCGCGAAUGAACGCCUACCCGAUCACGUGGUACUUCAACUGUCGAUCCCCUCCUACGACGGCCCUACCCGAAACGGAGAAACCCGGCGAAAACGAAGGCGAGGAUCACUUCAGUCAGAACGACGCCGCCGAACUGGACGAGAACAAGUGCCCCGUCUGUCCGAAGCCGGCCAAAUGCGAAGUGGUGGUUCGGGCCUGUUCGGACAACUCGCAGGAUCUGCUGAAGAUGAGCGACGCCGAGAAGCAGAAGUACUUUUUCUACUUCAAUGUGUAUUUGAGCAAGAACGGCAAGAAUGGAAAGGCUAUUGCUUCCGGGUUUAACAAUGAUAACAAGAUCGAUUAAAAAGGGGUUGGUUUUUGGAAAACAAAUUAGAAUUGACAUAUCUGGCUAUGGUUGCAUAUCUCACAAAUGGCAAUUGAAUUCUUCCAAGUUUUAAACUCUUGUUAGAUUUAGCAAUUCUCUAUUCAGAUUAUAGAUUGUUGAUCUAGUGUUUUACAUAUCAAUUUAUGGAACAAAAAACUACACUUUUCCUCACCUUUUACAUGUUCUAAUCUAUGUAGCUCAAGAUACAAUUCAAUAAAUAGUUUAAAGGUUAGAUUUCUUUUUGCAAUCUCUUCUAAGUAGCACACGUUGAUGAUAAUCAAACAAGACAAUAAAUGACGAUAAGUACA